UUUUGUUAACAGAUCAAUCUCUCUCUCUCUCUCUCUCUCUCUCUCUCUCUCUCUCUCUCUCUUCUUUCACUGAACAGUCUCACGAGCAAAGCGAAAGACCGUUGCUUAAUUAAUGUCACUCUCUUCCUCUUCAUCAUCAUCCUCGUCUUCUCAGAAGACAUGGAUUGUACACGGAAUCUUAGCCGGAACAGCGAUCGCAGCAGCGAUUGGCGCACGUGCCUAUCUGAGUGGAUCCAGGAAAUUCCGGAGCCGGGUCGUCGGGAUCAUCCCCGCCCGUUACGCUUCCUCUCGAUUCGAGGGCAAGCCUCUCGUGAAAAUCCUCGGCAAACCCAUGAUCCAGAGAACUUGGGAGAGAUCGAAGUUAGCUUCUACACUUGAUCACGUUGUUGUAGCAACGGAUGAUGAAAGGAUUGCGGAUUGCUGUCGUGGGUUUGGUGCUGAUGUCAUCAUGACUUCAGAGUCUUGCAGAAACGGUCUCUAUACAAAUGACUUCAGAGUCUUGCAGAAACGGUCUCUAUACAAAUUUCUUCAACCCCCAGAAACAAUGUUGCAGCUUCUCGUCUCAAUCCAAGCGCUCAUCUUGAAUCAGAAACCAUACUUCAACGAACCUGGCUAUGAGGCCACCAAGGGGACUACAUCAGGCGAGGCCCACUCCAAAGUUUACAGUGAGAACGUUUUCAUAUUGUCGUUAAAGACUAUGGUUUACAGCAUGAGGAAGCCACCCAAGCACUUUGAAGAGUUUGUUCUUAGCCAUUACUUUGUGAAGGCACUUGACAUAGUUAGAGCGUGCAAUGCUUACAAAAAUGGAGCUCCUGUUGGUUCCAUUGUUAAAGGUGGUGUCCAAGGCAUUGAGGAAACUAGCCAGAGUGGCUCUAAGAAGUUUAGGACCGAUGUGGCCGCCUUUACGAAGACAGUUGCUGGUGAGUUCGUUAAGUUAGGAGUCAAGGAGCUAGAAGAAAAACCUAAACCACCGCCUGUGGUCAAUGCAAACACAGAGAGUAAUACAGCUAACCGUAAGAGAAGCAGAUCAUCGAGCAUCAAAGAAUUUCUCGCCAAUAUCGGACGCUGCGUUUUUCAGUUGGAUUGAGUCGUGCAAACAAACAAGUAUCAAGUUUAAGAAGACUCACAGAUUGAAGAUUUGAUGAGUAGGAGGAAUCUAACAGGGCAUAGAAGUCCGACUUACUAUUUUCUUUUAUCUUUUAUUACCUGGACAAGUAGUUUAUUUAUAUCAUUAGAGGUUUUAGUUUUAAGUUUAUCCGUUCUGAUUUAUUAACAGAUUUUAAAUAUAUAAAAAAAUCGAUUAGAGAUCUCUUUGAGAAGAGGUAACUAUCUGUGUACUACUACAAUGUUAGUUCAUAAGAGCAUCUCUAACACAUUCUAUUUUUCAUUUUGAGAAAUUUUUUAAAAAA
This is a messenger RNA of Raphanus sativus (radish), 1409 nucleotides long. Its product is annotated as putative ubiquitin-conjugating enzyme E2 38. Gene Ontology annotation, molecular function: 3-deoxy-manno-octulosonate cytidylyltransferase activity. The transcript is spliced from 5 exons. Bases 113 to 1087 code for a protein of 324 amino acids. NCBI's taxonomy places the organism in Eukaryota, Viridiplantae, Streptophyta, Magnoliopsida, Brassicales, Brassicaceae. The record is from RefSeq and is a predicted model, not a curated record. Gene Ontology annotation, cellular component: cytosol.